UCUGAUUGAGAGGCCAUCGCAGCUUUCGCGCGACCGGAAUAACAAUUACAAUUGUUGCUGGCUAGCCCAGGCCCAGGUAGAGCUUUGCACGGAACGUUCACCUGCAGGCUGCGGUUGCCAAGACUAAACCUAACUAGUUCAAUGAAUGCCCAGAUCCCAGUCCAUCACCGCUGGGCCGGAAACUCGUCCUCUUUCACAUCCCACCACAUUCCGCCGCCCUCCGUAAAGACCACACAAUCACCUCGAGUUUAAAUAUAUUCACUUCUCUUUUCACGACAGACUCGUCUUACACAGUAUAAUUUACUACAUAUCUGCUUUCUGCAAAACCAGAUCUCGCUCCUUUGCUCACGCAUACCACAUCUACAUACACACACUCGAGAUGGCAAGCUCCGCCGCAACCAGAAGACUCACCAAAGAAUACAAGACCAUCGCGCAAAACCCGCCUCCUUACAUUGUGGCACAUCCCUCCGAUCAGAAUAUCCUCGAGUGGCAUUACAUCAUCACUGGUCCGCCCAAGACCCCGUAUGAGCAUGGGCAAUACUGGGGCACUCUCGUCUUCCCACACGACUAUCCCUUCGCGCCACCUGCCAUCCGAAUGCAUACUCCGAGCGGCCGAUUCCAGCCUUCAACCAGACUGUGUCUCAGCAUCUCAGACUUUCACCCAAAGUCGUUCAACCCUGCCUGGGAGGUGUCGACGAUCUUGCUUGGCCUACAAAGCUUCAUGACGAGUGAAGAGAUGACGACAGGAAGUGUGAGGGCAUCAGACCACGAGCGCAAGAUCUUUGCACAGCGCUCUAGAUGGUGGAACUCAACUGGUGGUGGUUCGAGUGGACGUACUCUGACAGGCGUCAAAUCCUCCAAUAACGCAGGUAACGGUGCUAUCAAGAACGGCGACGGUGGUGCCAAAUUUCGUAAGGAGUGGCCGGAGCUGGACGAGGAGAAUUGGAAAAUGAUAAAAGAGCAAAACAUCGACCCCGCCACUGGUAUCAUCACUAAUCCGAACGAAGCGAAUUGCUCUCCUGAGGCUGCUGCUCUACGUAGGCGACUAGGCGCCUCGGGCACCGGCUUAGGGGCUGUUGUCGAAGGUGGCCACGUAGCAAGAGAAGCUGGACAAGGCUGGCUUGGACGAAACAAAUGGCCUAUCAUCAUCGCGGCAAUAUUUGCCUAUGUCAUCGCGUCGAGGAUUCUUGCGGAGGGCCAGGGUGGAGCGCCUGCAUAGGAACUGAACGUCGACAUCACAUUGCAAGGCGUUUGAGGAAGUUUGACGUGACUGAAAUUUCGAUGGGACUCCGAGGAAGAUAUGGUGUUGUCUUUGCUGCAUAUC
Pseudovirgaria hyperparasitica is the source of this 1324-nucleotide messenger RNA. Its product is annotated as UBC-like protein. The transcript has a single exon. NCBI's taxonomy places the organism in Eukaryota, Fungi, Ascomycota, Dothideomycetes, Acrospermales, Acrospermaceae. The coding region runs from base 380 to 1219 and encodes 279 amino acids. The record is from RefSeq and is a predicted model, not a curated record.